CCAAGACCAAGACCAAGACCAGAACCAGAACCAGAACCAAGACCAGAACCAAGACCAAGACUAGAACCAGAACCAAGACCAGAACCAGAACCAGAUCCAAGAUCAGAACCAGAACCAAGACCAGAACCAGAACCAAGACCAGAACCAGAACCAAGACCAAGACCAGAACCAGAACCAAGACCAGAACCAAGACCAGAACCAGAACCAAGACCAGAACCAGAACCAAGACCAGAACCAGAACCAGAAACAGAACCAAGACCAAGACCAAGACCAGAACCAGAACCAGAACCAAGACCAGAACCAGAAUUAAGACCAAGACCAGAACCAGAACCAAGACCAAGACCAAGGCCAGAACCAGAACCAAGACCAGAACCAGAACCAAGACCAGAACCAGAACCAAGACCAGAACCAGAACCAGAACCAAGACCAGAACCAGAACCAACACCAGAACCAGAACCAAGACCAGAACCAGGACCAGAACAAGAACCAAGACCAAGACCAGAACCAGAACCAAGACGAAGACCAGAAUCAGAACCAAGACCAAGACCAGAACCAGAACCAAGACCAAAACCAGAAGCAAGACCAGAACCAGGACCAAGACCAGAACCAGAACCAAGACCAGAACCAGAACCAAGACCAGAACCAGAACCAGAACCAAGACCAGAACCAAGACCAAGACCAGAACCAGAACCAAGACCAAGACCAGAAACAGAACCAAGACCAAGACCAAGACCAGAACCAGAACCAGAACCAGAACCAACACCAGAACCAGAAGCAAGACCAGAACCAAGACCAGUACCAGAACCAGAACCAAGACCAGAACCAGAACCAAGACCAAGAUCAAGAACAGAACCAGCACCAAGACCGGAACCAGAACCAAGACCAAGACUAGAACCAGAACCAAGACCAGAACCAGAACCAGAUCCAAGAUCAGAACCAGAACCAAGAACAGAACCAGAACCAAGACCAGAACCAGAACCAGAACCAAGACCAAGACCAGAACCAGAACCAAGACCAGAACCAGAACCAGAACCAGAACAAGAACCAAGACCAGAACCAGAACCAGAACCAAGACCAGAACCAGAACCAGAACCAAGACCAAGACCAGAACCAAGACCAGAACCAGAAUCAAGACCAGAACCAGAACCAAGACCAAGACCAAGGCCAGAACCAGAACCAAGACCAGAACCAGAACCAAGACCAGAACCAAGACCAGAACCAGAACCAAGACCAGAACCAGAACCAAGAACAGAACCAGAACCAGAACAAGAACCAAGACCAAGACCAGAACCAGAACCAAGACCAAGACCAGAACCAGAACCAAGACGAAGACCAGAAUCAGAACUAGAACCAGAACCAAGACCAGAACCAGGACCAGAACCAAGACCAGAACCAGAACCAAGACCAGAACCAGAACCAGAACCAGAACCAAGACCAAGACCAGAACCAAGACCAAGACCAGAACCAGAACCAGAACCAAGACCAAGACCAAGGCCAGAACCAGAACCAAGACCAGAACCAGAACCAAGACCAGAACCAAGACCAGAACCAGAACCAGAACCAAGACCAGAACCAGAACCAAGACCAGAACCAGAACCAAGACCAGAACCAAGACCAGAACCAGAACCAAGACCAGAACCAGAACCAAGACCAGAACCAAGACGAAGACCAGAAUCAGAACUAGAACCAAGACCAAGACCAGAACCAAGACCAGAACCAGAACCAGAACCAAGACCAGAACCAAGACCAAGACCAGAACCAGAACCAAGACCAAGACCAAGACCAGAACCAGAACCAGAACCAAGACCAGAACCAGAAUUAAGACCAAGACUAGAACCAGAACCAGAACCAAGACCAAGGCCAGAACCAGAACCAAGACCAGAACCAGAACCAAGACCAGAACCAGAACCAAGACCAGAACCAGAACCAGAACCAAGACCAGAACCA
Molecule: messenger RNA, 1947 nt
Organism: Oncorhynchus gorbuscha (pink salmon)
Lineage: Eukaryota; Metazoa; Chordata; Actinopteri; Salmoniformes; Salmonidae
Product: cell surface glycoprotein 1-like
Exons: 2
Source: RefSeq, a predicted model, not a curated record